GAGUAAAGGACCCACAAGAACAUGAGAGUAAGUGAGAGAGUAUGCUUGUGGGUUGUUUAAUCUUUCUUAGCUGCCGUUUAUACUUUAUACUUUACCCAUUUUAUAGCGCUCAUAAUAAAUUGAGCUUGAAGAGUUGUAUUUUGGAAUCUUCUGGUGGUUAAAAGGAAAGUGGAUGUGUCAGAGGAGUUGACCUAAAAUUUCCCAAACAGAGAUUUUUUGGGUUUAUUCACAAGUGGGGGCAUUUAGUAUAUUUGCUACAUUGGCGUAUUAGUGUUUGGAGUGGUUUCAAUGAUCGAUUUGAGGGUUUUGUUGAGUGUUUUUGUUAACAGUUGGUGUCUUUGAGGAUUGGGUGUCUCCAAUUUCUCCAUUCGUUCAAGAAUUUGAGAGAUUGGGUUUCGAGGUUGAAGAUUUUGAUUUUUGUGGGUGAAAUUGAGGAAGCUUAGGUUAGGAGUAGCACUGUGGACUGUGGAGAGAUGGCUUGUAUGAAGCUGGGAUCAAAAACAGAUGCGUUCCAGAGGAAAGGGCAAGCAUGGUUCUGCACAAGUGGUCUCCCAAGCGAUAUUGUUGUUGAAGUUGGGGAAAUGUCCUUCCAUCUUCACAAGUUCCCGUUGCUUUCAAGAAGUGGAGUUAUGGAAAGACUUAUUGCAGAAGCAUCGGAAGGAGAAAAUGGUUGUAUUAUUAAACUUCCUGAUGUUCCGGGUGGGGAUAAAACGUUUGAGCUAGUGGCUAAAUUUUGUUACGGGGUAAAGCUCGAACUUACUGCAGCAAAUGUUGUGUACCUUCGGUGUGCUGCCGAGCAUCUUGAGAUGAGCGAAGAGUACGGGGAGGGGAAUCUUAUUUCGACGACUGAAAUGUUUCUAAAUCAAGUAGUUCUACGUAGCUGGAAAGACUCUUUGAAAGCACUCCAAUCGUGCGAUGAUGUUAGCACUUAUGCUGAGCAACUCCAUAUUACGAAAAGGUGCAUCGAUUCGUUGGCUGCAAAGGCGUGUACUGACCCUAAUCUGUUUGGAUGGCCAAUAACGGAGCAUGGUGGGCCCAUGCAGAGUCCCGGUGGAAGUGUGUUGUGGAAUGGAAUAAGCACUGGUGCAAGGCCCAAAAAUUCAAGUUCAGAUUGGUGGUACGAGGAUGCGUCAACAUUAAGCUUACCUAUUUAUAAAAAACUGGUUUCAGCUAUGGAGUCUCGUGGCAUCAAAGAGGAGAUAAUUGCCGGUUCCCUUACUUAUUAUGCGAAAAAGUACCUACCCGGGGUAAAUAGACGCCAAAGCACUAAUGAAUCCAGUAGCCGUCUUGGAUCAAUGAGUCUGGGAUCCUCACUAUCUGAAGAUGAGCAGAAGGUUUUGCUCGAAGAGAUAGAUAGCUUACUUCCUAUGCAAAAAGGCCUAGUCCCAACCAAAUUCCUCUUUGGUCUUCUUAGAACUGCUAUGAUUCUUCGAGCAAGCCCCUCUCGGAUAUCAAACUUAGAGAAAAGGAUAGGGAUGCAGCUUGACCAGGCCACACUCGAAGAUCUCUUGAUGCCUAAUUUCUCUCAUUCCAUGGAGACAUUGUACAAUGUUGACUGUGCCCAAAGGAUUCUUGAGCACUUCUUGGCAACGGAGCAAGUGGGUGGCGGUGAAUCGCCUUGUUCAAUUGAUGAUGCACAACUGAUGGGGUCCCCAUCACUUACACCGAUAACUACGGUAGCUAAACUAAUCGAUGGAUACCUUGCCGAGGUUGCCCCAGAUGUUAAUUUGAAGCUUCCCAAGUUUCAGUCUCUUGCUGCUGCUGUUCCUGAAUAUGCAAGGGCAUUGGACGAUGGUCUUUACCGUGCAAUUGACAUUUAUCUCAAGUCACACCCUUGGUUGGCAGAAUCCGAGAGGGAGCAACUCUGCCGGCUAAUGGACUGCCAGAAGCUGUCGUUGGAAGCAUGCACCCACGCGGCGCAGAACGAGAGGUUGCCUUUGAGGAUUGUCGUCCAAGUCCUCUUCUUCGAGCAGCUGCAAUUGAGGACAUCGAUUGCCGGCUGCUUCCUAGUGUCGGAAAAUCUCGAAGGGUCGAGGCAGUUGAGGAGCGGUAUGGUGGGAGCAGCAGGAAACGAGGGAGGCUGGGCAACAGCCGUAAGGGAAAACCAGGUAUUGAAAGUGGGAAUGGAUAACAUGAGGCUGCGUGUCUCGGAGCUAGAGCAGGAGUGCUCGAACAUGAGGCUGGAGAUCGAGAAGUUAGGGCGAGGAAAGGGAUCUAGCGCGUGGGGAAAUGUGUCCAAGAAGUUCGGUUUCAAAUUGAAGUCGCAAAUGUGCAGUGCUCAGGAGGGGUCUGUUAGCAACCAGAACAGCACAAACAAUAAUGUCAAGGCCAUAAAGGCUGGGAAUGCCAAGGAAAAGCGAGGAAAACACCACAAAAAUGUAUCUAUAGAUGAAUAGCUGUUUGUUAGUUUCAAGAUUAGUUUCUUUCUUGUUCUUCUUCCUCGUCUAGUCUUAUUUGUCUUGUCUUUGCCAUGUAAUUUCAUUAGCUUUCUCUCUCUGUCAACUUAACAUCAAUUGUACUUUAUGCCAACUCAUAAACAUAAGAAAUCCCCCAUUCUCUUCUCAA
Molecule: messenger RNA, 2565 nt
Organism: Ipomoea nil (Japanese morning glory)
Lineage: Eukaryota; Viridiplantae; Streptophyta; Magnoliopsida; Solanales; Convolvulaceae
Product: BTB/POZ domain-containing protein At1g30440
Exons: 4
Coding region: 474-2396 (640 amino acids)
Molecular function (GO): protein binding
Source: RefSeq, a predicted model, not a curated record